AUGGCAAACUUCAUCCCACCUUCGAUCCGACACUCCGUGCACACCGUGGUGAAAUCCGCGGUGGAAUCCAUCACGUCUGUUCCGACGGGAUCGUCGCAAUUUUUAGAAAACGGAACGCUCACCCCGGAGGAUUUCGUCAAAGCGGGGGACUAUCUCGUCGAAACGUGCCCGACGUGGCAGUGGAAAAAAAGCAGCGCUCGAGAAACGAGGAAGAAAUAUUUACCGGAAGAGAAACAAUACUUAGCGACGAGGAACGUGCCGUGCAGAAAACGCGCGAAAGCGAUGGAGGAGUAUUGCGGGAAAGAAGUCGCACUGAGCGGAGAAGACGAGGGGUGGGUGGAAGCCGGGAACAAGGAGGCCCCGUCGUCGCAACGCGCGGAUGGCGACGACGACGAUUUAGACGACGACGGAGAAGGCGGGAACGGGGAGGGGGAGGACGGCGUCGUCGACGAGAUUCCGGAUAUUAGCCGAGUGAACGUAGAAGAUAAUGAUAGAGAUGAUGAUAACGACGGCGACGACGACGACGACGAGUCUAUUCCAGACAUGGAAGACGUGGACGAAGACGACGCUAUUCUCAUCGCCGCGCCGAAGAAGGAAAAAAACAACGAAGAUUUAUUGCGCACGCGAACAUACGACGUUUCCAUCACCUGGGAUAAAUACUACCAAACGCCGCGAGUUUGGUUGAAUGGAUACGACGAGCAAAGAAACAGUCUCCCACCGAAAUUGGUAUACGAAGACAUAAGCGCGGAUCACGCGAAAAAGACAGUCACGAUAGACCCGCAUCCGCACACGAACGUCUCCUCGGCUUCGGUGCAUCCGUGCAAACACGCGAGCGUGAUGAAAAAGUUGGUGAAAAUGAUGACAACGUCCGCUGCAGGAGGAGGGGGAGAUGGAGAAGAAGAAGAGGAGGAGGAGGAGGAGGAAGAAAAACCGAGCGUGGAGAGAUAUUUAAUCGUGUUUUUGAAGUUUAUGCAAUCCGCGAUGCCGACGAUUGAAUACGAUUUCACCACGAACGGGUGA
Bathycoccus prasinos is the source of this 1020-nucleotide messenger RNA. RefSeq lists its product with no specific name. NCBI's taxonomy places the organism in Eukaryota, Viridiplantae, Chlorophyta, Mamiellophyceae, Mamiellales, Bathycoccaceae. The transcript has a single exon. Gene Ontology annotation, cellular component: cytoplasmic ubiquitin ligase complex; cytosol. Gene Ontology annotation, biological process: nucleophagy; autophagosome assembly; autophagy of mitochondrion. The record is from RefSeq and is a predicted model, not a curated record. Gene Ontology annotation, molecular function: Atg8-family ligase activity. Bases 1 to 1020 code for a protein of 339 amino acids.